Messenger RNA from Mesoplodon densirostris (Blainville's beaked whale), 1510 nucleotides. It is a transcript of the gene U2AF1, whose product is annotated as U2 small nuclear RNA auxiliary factor 1. Gene Ontology annotation, cellular component: spliceosomal complex; U2AF complex. The coding region runs from base 72 to 770 and encodes 232 amino acids. Gene Ontology annotation, molecular function: pre-mRNA 3'-splice site binding; metal ion binding. The record is from RefSeq and is a predicted model, not a curated record. Gene Ontology annotation, biological process: mRNA splicing, via spliceosome. Lineage: Eukaryota; Metazoa; Chordata; Mammalia; Artiodactyla; Ziphiidae. The transcript has 8 exons.
GUCUCCCGAGGGCGUCGGGAGGGGUCGUCGGCGUCCGCAGCACUGUCGGCGGCCGCGGCGGCGGGUGGGAAAUGGCGGAGUAUUUGGCCUCCAUCUUCGGCACCGAGAAAGACAAAGUCAACUGUUCAUUUUAUUUCAAAAUUGGAGCAUGUCGUCAUGGAGACAGAUGCUCUCGGUUGCACAAUAAACCGACCUUUAGCCAGACCAUUGCCCUCUUGAACAUUUACCGUAACCCUCAAAACUCUUCCCAGUCUGCUGACGGUUUGCGCUGUGCUGUGAGCGAUGUCGAGAUGCAGGAACACUAUGAUGAGUUCUUUGAGGAGGUUUUCACGGAAAUGGAGGAGAAGUACGGGGAGGUGGAGGAGAUGAACGUCUGCGACAACCUUGGAGACCACCUUGUUGGGAACGUGUAUGUCAAGUUUCGCCGUGAAGAAGAUGCGGAAAAGGCCGUGAUUGACCUGAACAACCGCUGGUUUAAUGGCCAGCCGAUCCACGCCGAGCUCUCCCCUGUGACCGACUUCAGAGAAGCCUGCUGCCGCCAGUACGAGAUGGGGGAGUGCACGCGGGGAGGCUUCUGCAACUUCAUGCACCUGAAGCCCAUCUCUCGGGAGCUGCGGCGGGAGUUGUACGGGCGCCGCCGUAAGAAGACAUUUUCCACGGCACGCACGGCUUCCUCCUCGUCAGGUCGAGAUCAAACCUUAGUAACUGAGGAAACCGUUAAGCUGGUGACCACUAAAAUUAGGUUUGUUUACACGGUGUUUAUUCUCUGAUAUCUGGACUUCUUUACGUGCUGCCUAUUUCCACUGGGGUUUCUUGGUUUUUAUUGGCUUGGGCAGGUUUCUUUGGCUGGGGGCGGGGGCACCGCCCUGUGGACCACCAACAGUUGGGCACCAUUACGUGUCUGGUCCUGUUGCUUAAGUGCAGGUGGUCGUGUCACCAAGCAGAGAAAAGGCCAAGGUGUCAGUGUGACGAGUCUCCUCUCCUACUCUGAUCACUGAGUUCUGACCCCAGAGGGGUUCUCGUCCCUCUCCUGUCAAACAGAUAUUUGGAAAUGCAGACCAUAUUGGUGAUUGUUUCAUUGUCAACAAAAAGAAGUGUAGGAGAAAAAGAACCCUGGCCUCCCCUCACCCACGGUGGGCCCGAUGGACACCGUCGCUGAGCUGCGUACAUGGCGGGGCGGCGGCUUGGCUGGGGCGGGACCUGAAAUGGGUCAGAUGUGGGGUGAGGGGUGUGUACGUCCCGUUCACUCUGGAGUAGGGUUCCCCUGGCCGUUUGAGCUGGCGCCACAGGAGGAUGUGAUAGAGAAGGUGUCACAGCUCUUCAGUCUGCAGGUGCCCCUUUUUAUCCCUGACACUUUAACGUCCGAAACGAGGGCACAUCUUACAGCUCCAGUUGUGGCUUAAUUGGCAGCGUUUUUCUCCUUUGUUGGCCUCAUCGGCGCAAUGAGCUGCAGCGUUCAGACGUGUCCGUCCCCGUCCUGUAUGUUGCGUGCUGCAGUGUGGGUGCCACG